Xenopus tropicalis (tropical clawed frog) is the source of this 2832-nucleotide messenger RNA. Its product is annotated as urokinase plasminogen activator surface receptor-like. Bases 147 to 1103 code for a protein of 318 amino acids. Gene Ontology annotation, cellular component: extracellular region. The record is from RefSeq and is a predicted model, not a curated record. Lineage: Eukaryota; Metazoa; Chordata; Amphibia; Anura; Pipidae. The transcript is spliced from 7 exons.
UAUUGGCUCCAGGCUUGGAGAAGGAGGUCGAGGGAGGGCAGAGACGGAGGUGUGGAGCCGGGCAAAACUGCUGCAUUCACAUACAGCAAAAGGCAGAAGGGACAAACACAAGAAAAUCAUAAAGAGAAGAAAAAAGGAAUAUAAAUAUGCACAAGUGGCUGUCUCUCCUGAUCCUCUGCUUCUUCCUACCUGUUGUGUUCUCCCUGAAAUGUUACCAGUGCACCGGAUUGCCCUAUGACUGCCAGGAGACAGAGCAGCUUUGCCACAUUAACCAGACCAGUUGUAUGUCACAGGCGUUCACUGUAGUAGACAAUGGGACUAUUAAGGAAUGGACAUACAAGGGAUGCUCUCAGGGACUUGUGUGCAAUGAAUCCGUAUAUUUGGACCGGGGCAGUAUGAAGACUUAUAUCAGUUCCGCCUGCUGUUCCACAGACCUCUGCAAUGUAGAAACCUACUAUGCCCUUGUCCAAGUUGCUGGGCUCUACUGUCAGUCCUGUGAAGGGAGCAGUGAUUCCUGUUCGUUGCAAAACCUGACAAGUGUCCAGUGCUCGGGAGUCCAAGACCGAUGCAUGACAGUCACCACUGUCUUUGCCAAUGAAACUGUGAGCUCAGAGUCAGCAAUUAAAGGCUGUGGGACGGGUAACCUCUGUAAUCGAAGUCUGGAAUACAACAGCGGCAAUGGGAGGAUAUACACAUCUGUAUCUUGCUGUGGGAAGACCAACUGCAAUACUGGCAGAAACAGUGUUACUUUCAGUGAGACCCUGAAUGGCCUGAUGUGCUAUGCGUGUAACGAGACAGGGAAAGGAGAAUGUAAAACUCCGACCACAGUCAGUUGUACGGGGAACAUGUCUUCCUGCAUGGACGUCGUAGGCUUUCCCAGAGGCAACACUCUCAUGAGAGGCUGCUGCUCCAAAGAUGUGUGUAUGGGUCUCUCGGCAUCCAUGUCCAUUCAAGUGAGCCAGAAGCAGUACUGCUGCUCUAGAAAUCUGUGUAAUAAUGGGAACAUUAAUUCAUAUUUCAGCAAAGGCUCAAUCAUUGCGCGUAGUCGAGGAGUCAUGGGGGUAGCCUUGUUUAUUCUCACAGUGGUGCUCAGGACACUAUAGUCUGCACUGUGUGCCAUAAGAACUUCAAAAACACAUUAUAUAUGGUAGAAGAGCCAUGUAAAUAUCUGCUUUGUUUGGACAGGACUUAUAGGAAGAUCUCAAACACAUUUGUGUUGGUGCAGAACCUCAUUGGAAAACCAGUAUCAUGGAAAGGACACAUUUGUAAUCAUGGAAAGGCCCAAAACACACUGGGCAUACAAAGAAUUGUCUCGGAUUUUUAUUUUAAAAGCACCCUGGCAGGGUAGGGUGCCAGUGGCAGACAAGGCUGAGUGGUCUAGUUAGAAUGCUUAAUGGCGGAGUCCACAAGCAGAAGGCCUUGAAGUCCACCAACAACACAAUGGCCAAGCAGCCCAUGACACAGACAAAGCCAGGAGCAACCACAAGGUCAGCAGUGAUGGAAAAGUUGACUGCAAAAGCCACCUAUAAAGCCCUAGUAUUGUCACAAGUCAGGCAACCUUCUGAAUUACCUUUAAAUGGUCUUCAUCAAUAUCUCACCUACUCAUGUAGAAAAUCAAUCUAAUCAUCUCCAGCAGAUAGUAAGCACCUAAGUGCCAGCCCACCAAAUCAUGAACCGCGGUAAAAUAGUCCUUAGGACCUACAUUGGCCUUAAGCGCCCACACUACAAAUUGGAAGCAAAUCUUUUUGCAGCCUCCACAGAUAUAUACAAAAACAGCAAAUAACUGAGACAGAAUGGUCCUCCCAUAGUUUAAAUGCUCUAGCACUUAUGGUUCUACUACUGGGACUCUUAACAAAACAUACAAGCCAACUCAAUGUUUCUGGAAAAAUACUGAAGUUUGGUAAUUGCAGAAGAAAUUGCAGGGUCUGUGGGUUACCGUAUCUCACGGAUCAAUAGAAAAUAGCUGCUGUCUCAUCUGGUAGGUAAUAGAUACUACAGUAUAUUCAAUGCAAGGCAAAGCUAUGAAAGUAUCAAACCUGAAUCAAUAACAAGCACCACUGCCCCCUGGAGAACUAUUAUCACUAUUUCAUUAUUAAUAGAACAUUAUUAUAUUUGCUUCUACCAGAAACACCACAUAACUGCAUCGAUCUACACAGAUGAGAUCCCAACCAUCAAUAAAUGGAAAACCAGCCAAGGGACCUAUAACACAACGGUUCUGGCAAGGACUAUGCAACCCAAUUAACCCAAUCACCAGAGCAUGAAUAUACCCACAGAUACAGUGAGCCCUAAUUUCCAAUAAAACAGACGCUAGUAAUGUUUCAUAGAUUGACAGUAGCGUGGCAUUUCCAUUGUGAAACCAUUGAAAACCCCUCGUAAGAAAUUGUUCAUUUUGGGUACCAUUAUUUUUGUUAUAUAUACGUGUAUUUGUGGCCUUAUGCAUGUUAGUGUGUAUGGGGGAGUUGUAUUGAUUAUAGAGCCAGUUGUCCAGGAAGCUUACAUAUCAAAGGCUUUUUCCUAUGAAUGGUGGUUGGGCACUACGUCUACUACAGGAGCCCUUUUUUUAUCCUCCCCAUCUGACCAGUUGGCAUGCUAGCUGUGGGGACAGGUGGGGAAAACAUGCAUACAAGGUGAGCAUUACGCAGUGGAGACCAGAGGUGCUCAAGGGAGAAGGAAGCCAUGAUGGGAAGACAGAAGCUGACCUCUAUUCUAUUACUCUGUUGGUAACAAUAAUGUAAACUAGGCAUUAACCCUUAAAUGUAAACAGUGUCAGACUGGGAUCCCAGGGGCCCACCAGAAAUCCUUAGACCCUAGGCCCACUCUCCAAACUAUUUA